GCAAGGAGCAAAGUCCAGGACUCAGGAAGGGGCCCGGAGGGUUCUGGGGACAGGGGGCAGAGUCAGGACUGUGUCCCCAGAUCCAUGACACCACGAGGAGGGCCAGUACCUGCCCCGGGGGACAAUAAAGGGGGACAGAGGAAAGGAGGAGACCAGCCCUCAAAAGAAGACCCCAAAGGGAGGGAUCAGAGCGGAUCCCCGUGGAUUCUGCUCUGUCCCUGCAGAUCCAGUGCCCGCCCAGCUUGGGGGGUCCCGGCUUUGGGGGGGGGCCCUGCCCUGUGUCCCCCCCCUUCCUGCCCCAGUGGCCCCCCCAGGAGGAGGAAGAAGAGGAGGAAGAGGAGGAGGAAAGGAGGAGGAGAAGGAAUGGCGGCACCGUGGCGGGCGAGUCUCCUGGCCUGCGAGGGGCUCUCGGGCGUCUGCCUCGUCCCCACCGUCGCCAGCAAGAAGAUGAUGCCCAAAUCCGGCGGGAAACAGGAUGGGAGCCGGGAACGGGGCUCCAGCCCUGACCUCCUGUCCCUCCGCCAGGACCCUGACAAGCCCCGUGCCCACAAGGACGACGAUGCUCCUGAGGCCUCCAACCCCAAGAAAUCCAUGAAAAAGCGCCGCAAGCGGGUUCCCGGCGCCGAGGGACUGCAGAGCUCCUCCCGCCGAGGAUCCCAGAUGGUGGUGAUUGAGCAAAACGGCUCCUUCCAGCUCAAGAAUUUCAUCUGUGACCACUGUUUUGGCGCCUUCCGGAGCAGUUACCACCUCAAACGGCACAUCCUCAUCCACACCGGGGAGAAGCCAUUCGAGUGCGACAUGUGCGACAUGCGCUUCAUCCAGAAGUACCACCUGGAGCGACACAAGCGGGUGCACAGUGGGGAGAAGCCCUACCAGUGCGAGCGCUGCAUGCAGAGCUUCUCCCGCACGGACCGGCUGCUCCGACACAAGCGCAUGUGCCAAGGCUGCCAGACCAAGACCCCUCCCGACUCCCAGCUCCUGCUGUGAAAAUCGGGAAGUUCAGGGGGUGUGGGAGGGGGGUGUUUCCUCCCACACCCCCCCACAUCACCAUGCUCUGCCUCACCUGGAUUUCUCAGCCCCUCUAAGGAUGGGGAAGAACCCAAGUGCUGCCAGUGUGGAAAAACCUGGAUCGUUCCUACCCUCCAGCCUACAAACUUGGAUUAUGAUCCCAAAAAUCCUCUUGGAAUCUUCGAGUGCCCCCCCCACCAUCAUUAUACCCCUAAAUCCACCCCUCCCCCUCUUAGGAAGGACUGGAAACCCCCAAACUGCCCAAAAUCCUGGCGGAUCUGAGAUACCUGUGCACAGGUAGGAGGGUCCCACUGGGAAUAGCAGUAUCAAUCCCUGUCUUCUUUGGGAAAAGGAGGAAAACUGAAGAUGUUGGGGGUGCUUCAGCUUGGGGGGGGGGCACCCCCAUUAUUUGUUUUUGGAAAAUAGGAAAAAGGAAUUU
This is a messenger RNA of Parus major (Great Tit), 1447 nucleotides long. RefSeq names its product zinc finger protein 740 (gene ZNF740). Gene Ontology annotation, molecular function: DNA-binding transcription factor activity, RNA polymerase II-specific; RNA polymerase II cis-regulatory region sequence-specific DNA binding. The coding region runs from base 85 to 987 and encodes 300 amino acids. The record is from RefSeq and is a predicted model, not a curated record. Gene Ontology annotation, biological process: regulation of transcription by RNA polymerase II. Gene Ontology annotation, cellular component: nucleus. NCBI's taxonomy places the organism in Eukaryota, Metazoa, Chordata, Aves, Passeriformes, Paridae. The transcript is spliced from 9 exons.